Messenger RNA from Xyrauchen texanus (razorback sucker), 1500 nucleotides. It is a transcript of the gene fam169b, whose product is annotated as family with sequence similarity 169 member B. Lineage: Eukaryota; Metazoa; Chordata; Actinopteri; Cypriniformes; Catostomidae. Bases 21 to 1163 code for a protein of 380 amino acids. The transcript is spliced from 10 exons. The record is from RefSeq and is a predicted model, not a curated record.
ACGUUGACCCAACUUUCAAAAUGGAAUCCGACUCUAACUUAGAGAAUAUAUUUGAAGUGAACCCUUACUACCCGGUGGAUCUACCAGUGAAGCAUUAUGUCGAGCUGAGCACAGGAUGUGAAGAAUACUUGUCCAGUGUCAAGUCAGAUGGUGCCAUGCCUCUCACCCUUCCUCACGGACAGAAUGUACAAGUAACUUGUGAAAACAUCGGUCGGCUUGCAUUUCUGAGAGAUGGUGACCUUUUACAUUUCCUCCUUGCUCUCCAUGAACCUGAGGAUGAAACCCAAGUGGUUGCUUUGUACUUGCAAGGCAAGUGGUGGCCCAUUGCUGAUGUUUUGAAGACGUCAAACAAAUCCAGACAUGGACUUAUGUUAGUGGAGACAGUGAUGGAGAGAGUAGUGUUAUUCCUGCUCAGUCAGGUUAUAUUUGGGAUCCUGGAACAGUCUCUCGGAGAAGAUCUAUACUUUUCUGCCUAUUCCCUAUGGGAAAAUGCCAAGAUUCUCUGGCAAAAUGGUGAAGCGGUUGGGUUUUACACUAUCAAAAAUAAGGGCAGCCUAUGUGAUGGCUGUACUGGUCAGAGUUAUCAACUCCCUGUGCUGGACACCAUGUUUGUUCGCUCAUACUGGAGAAGAAAUGGAUUUGCUUUACAGAUGCUUGAGGAUUUCUGCUCAUCUCAACCUUCAGAAGGGAUUCUGGGAAUUAGCUUUCCCAUGUCUUCUGGCAUGUAUGGAGUUUGCAGGAAGUAUCUUGAGAUCCAUGAAGAAGAAAGAGAUCGGCUCUAUGAGGUGGAAGCCCCUGGUGACUGGACUCAGAGACGCAACGUGUGGUUAAACGUCCAGCUGCAGCGCAUUCCAACAGACCGUAAGGGUCUGUGUUGCUGUAGAACAACAGAAAGCAAGACAUGGACAACCCGCCCAGAGAAACCUGGAGUUAAGUGCCUUGCUCAAGGACACAAUGAUGGUGGCUGUGAGGAUCGAACCAGCAACCUUCCGAUUACCAGUGGAGACUCACACCGAAAAAAUUUUUUAGGUGGAGACUCGCAAGUUUCACACACCUUGUACAGUGAUGAAAGAAGUAGACCUCAUUUACAAGAACAGGGGAUGCUGCAACAAAGUGGAUCAUCAGUCAGCCUCAAAGAGUUAUCAAGCUCUUUUAAGAAGUGACCAGCAGAGCAGACCAAGUCAAGAAACAACUAUAAGAAAGCCAAGACUUAACAUUUAAUUGCAGUUUAAUGAAUUUAAUGUGUCCAGAGAGAUCUCAGAUAGACUGUGUCCUUUCAAAGUGUAUCAGAGAAAACCUAAACAUUCAAAACAUAUGACUGGGCUGUCCAUACUGUGUAAGAUAUCAUAUUUUUAGAAAAUGCAAGGAGGGGAAUUACUGUAAAAGAAGCAUCAUGAUUAGUCUACCAUUAUGGGAUGCGUGACCUGAUUGAACAAAUCAGUAUUUCUGUUGUUUUUUAGUUGUUAUUUUUAUAUCUGAAUCUGGAAAUUGUUAAAUAAA